UUUUGCCCCGUUUUCCCUCAAUUCCGCCUCAUUUCCGACCGCGGCGGGAGGUGACGUCAGCUGCGAGCGCCGGAAGUGGCUUCAUCCCUUUCCGCCCGGUUCCCUCUUUCACGAUGGCGGCGGCGGCUCCGGGCGGGCCCGGGCCCGGCCCCGGUGCUGCGGGCUCGGCGGGGAGCGGAGCGGCCGGACCGGCGGCCAACGGGGCGGCGGGGGCGGCGGCCAAGAGCGGGGAGGAGCGGCUCAAGGAGAUGGAGGCCGAGAUGGCGCUGUUCGAGCAGGAGGUGCUGGGCGCCCCCGCCCCCCCCCGCGGGGGACCCGCUGACCUUGGCCGUGACCCCCCCGGUGACCCCGCCCGUCACCCCCCCGCUCCCCCCCGUCCUGCGGCCAAUCAUCGCCACCAACACCUACCAGCAGGUCCAGCAGAGCCUGGAGGCUCGAGCCGCCGCCGCCGCCACCGUUGUCACCCCCAUGGUGGCCCCACCGGUGCCAUUCGUGGGCCCAGCGGUGUCACCGCAGCGGCCACCGGUUCUGCGCCCGGCGUUUGUGCCACACGUGCUGCAGCGCUCGGGUGAGGGACAGGGGGACAUGGGGACAGACAGGGGGACAGGGGGACAUGGGGACAUCAUGGG
This is a messenger RNA of Columba livia (rock pigeon), 629 nucleotides long. Its product is annotated as RNA-binding protein 42-like. Lineage: Eukaryota; Metazoa; Chordata; Aves; Columbiformes; Columbidae. The record is from RefSeq and is a predicted model, not a curated record. The transcript is spliced from 4 exons. The coding region runs from base 114 to 572 and encodes 152 amino acids.